Messenger RNA from Exaiptasia diaphana, 2250 nucleotides. Its product is annotated as MIT domain-containing protein 1. Lineage: Eukaryota; Metazoa; Cnidaria; Anthozoa; Actiniaria; Aiptasiidae. The record is from RefSeq and is a predicted model, not a curated record. The transcript has 3 exons. Bases 53 to 766 code for a protein of 237 amino acids.
CAAAUGGCGGACGGAAGUAGAUGUCUCUUCUUGAAACUUUGAGCAACUUAUCAUGACUUUAGAAGCCGCUAUAAAAGUACUCAAACGCGCAGUUGAGCUCGAUGAYGACAAGAGCUUUUCAGAAGCCUUGGUUUGUUACCAAGAAGGCAUGGAAUUGCUUAUGAAUGUACUAAAAGAUACCAAAGACGAUAAUACAAGAAGGCYCUACAGGGAGCAAAUGAACUCAUAUUUAGAGCGAGCAACAAAGCUUAAGGAYUUCGUAAYCGAAAAGAAAAAAGCAGGAGAAUAUCACGAACAGAUUAAAAUCCCAGACGGAGCUGUAGGCUAUAGCUAUGCUAGGAUUUUCGGUCCUUACUUAGAUAAACAAGUUGAAGAAGUUGUUGUUGAGGAUCCUUACGUCAGAAGUGUUCAUCAGAUUUAUAAUUUCUUAAGACUUUGUGAACUGCUUGUGUUAAAAGGAAAAGUGCGCAUUAUCAGACUUUUGACAGGUCAAGACAAUGCCAGUCCACAAAACAUCAAAACCCAACAAGAUAGACUAAAUGAACUUGGCAAAAAUCUUGAAAAACAUAACAUUAAAUUUCAAGUGGAAUACUGCAACACAUUGCAUGACAGAGAAAUUCGCUUCAAUACUGGCUGGGUGAUAAAGAUUGGUCGAGGACUGGACUAUUUUAAACCACCAGAAGGGAAAUUUUGCAUUGGUUAUUGUGAUUAUAAUUUAAGACGAUGUCAUCAGACCGAUGUAGAUGUGUAUUUUAAAAGGAAAUAGUGCAUUGGUGGAUCCAGGGGGGGUUCCGAUCCAGGGGGGGUUCCAUGAGUUCCUAGGAACCCCCCUCAAGCAUAAAAAAAUAAAAAAUAAAAUAAAUGAUAAAUUGAAUAAAAUGAAAACGCAUCGUACAAUGAAAAAGUUCGUUUUAGGUAAAUGUGAAAACAAAGUGGAACUCCCCUUUGAAAAAUCCUGGAUCCGCCACUGUAGUGGUAGACUUAUUACAUAUUACAGACACUUCACAAAACCGUGGAGUGAAACUAUGACUUAUGGAAUCAGUCUAAGUCAUACUUGAUAGAGGGGAAUGGGUUUGGAAACGUUUGGUUGACUUCUUUCGUACAUCUUUUGUACGUAUUUUGAGGUUGAAUCAUUCUGAAGACUGUGUAAAAUGUUUUUUUCUUACCGACAAUGAAAAUUACAAAAUGAGUGAACAUAAACCCUUUCUAUGAGAUUAUGAAAUGAGAUAUUCCAAUAUUGGUUAAAAGUUUUUUAAGCACUUUGAAGAAAUAGUCAAAAGAAUAAUUUUCCCUCUGUUCAUUCAGAUGUGACCAGUAUGGCUAAAUCUAUAAGUCAAACAAAAGAUUGUGCACUGUCGUUCUUGGAAAAAAAAUGCACAAAAACCUACAACAAAUGGCUUCCUUAUAACCAUUCAUUUGGACCUUCAAGUCCAAGCAUGCCUCAGGGUGAAUUUCUAGACUGGGUUUCAUGUUGUGUCUGCAGUUUUCUAGCAUUUUUUCUCGCAGCUGUGUUGCACACAGRAUAUAUGAAUUAUUAUCAUUGUUUUGUCGAAUUUUAUUUAGAAGUAAAAUUAUAUUGUCCAUGGAAAAUCUUGAAAGUUCAUUACCUUGGGCUCCCUGUGUAUUAUCUUCCGUUCUAUUGCACUCCCCUUCCCCCCACAGUAUCAAUUUGCAUUAGUUUCACAGGACGCCGAUUAUCUGGGAAUGUGUCAAAACAGCUUUGGAUCUUGAAAAGAUAACAAGCUUUGUGGACUUUUCGUCGAUGGCAAAACUCUAGCUUUCUUUCAGCCGUCACAGUGAUAAAUUCAUGGACUACCACUGAUCAAGUGGCAAAGAGUUCCAGCUGAUUUUUGCGUCCUGCCGAUUUGCUAAUCAACAAAGAUGGCGAACCAGACAACAGGCAUUUUGAACCCAGGGUAUUCUUCAAGCCCUCCUCCAGGAAAAUCAGUUCUUAAAGAAGCAGUUGACGCUGUUGUAAAUUCUUUUGCUAAACAUGCUCAAGGAUUUGGAGGAGCUGUAAAUGUAGAAGAUGCACUUCAGGAGUUCUGGCAUAUGAAAAACUCAUCUCGUGCAAAUACUGUGAGAUACGAACAGGAGACAUUAGAUAAGCCUCCAUAUGUUUGCUUUGUAAUUCUGCCAGAAGGAAGUUGUUUUGGCAGCUUUCAGUCCUGUCCUACAAAAGCAGAAGCCAAGAGAAGUGCCGCUAAGAUUGCAUUGAUGAAUUCAGUAUUUAAUGAACAUCCAUCAAGG